AUGUUGAUGGCAUCAGGACGAGUGGCUGUGAGAGUGGGAGCAGGGAGGAGGUUCUUCUCCGUGUCAACGAGGAGGUGGGAGGUGCUGUCGACGGAUGAGCUGCCGGAGAGGGUGCAUCCGCUGUUUUCGAAACCAGAAUCCCCUGCCGCUACGUCAAAGCUAUGGAACCUCACAUGGCCCAAAGAACCACGCAAUAUCCUACUCGUAAAAAAGCAGAACGUCCCCUUUGUUCGAACAGCAAUGAUAGAACUCGCCAAACAUAUAAAGAACACUUAUCCCAAGACCAAUAUAAUUCUGGAGCCUGCAGUCGCUCACUCCACCCACCACGAAUUCUCAUUCCCUAAACCCCAGAAGGCUUCCUUGAUAUCGCCCUCCGGCGAUCUUAUAAACCCCUACCACACCAAAACCGACCUCCUUGUCACUCUCGGCGGUGAUGGAACAAUUCUGCAUGCCGCGUCGCUCUUCUCGACGUCGCGACAGGUGCCACCUGUGCUCAGCUUCGCCAUGGGGACACUUGGCUUCCUUGGUGAGUGGCGGUGGAACGAGUUUGUGGAGGCCGUGAGAGUGGUAUUCGAGGGUGCUGGAAGAGUUCUGAGAAGGGAAAGGUUAAAAGUUGGCGUAUAUGAUCGGGAUGGGAAGAGGGUUGGUGGUGAUUGGGGUGAGGUUCAGGGGAUCGGCGAUGCACAUGCGAUGAAUGAGGUUAAUAUUCAUCGUGGUAAAGACCCACACCUGGCCAUUGUUGAGGUGUUUGUGGAUGGCCGGUUCCUGACCGAGGGCGUGGCCGAUGGUAUGAUCAUCUCAACGCCUACCGGCUCUACUGCCUAUUCCCUCUCAUCCGGCGGCUCCAUCAUCCAUCCCUCGGUCUCCUCGCUCCUCAUCACACCCAUCUGCCCGCGAUCUCUUUCCUUCCGCCCACUUGUCCUGCCUGCUGACUCCGUGCUCACGCUGAAGCUGAGUGAGCGGAAUCGCUCGGAUGAGGUUGAGGUUAACGUAGAUGGACGACGAUGGGGAGGGAUCGGAAGGGGUGAAGAGAUUAGGGUGUGGAGCGAGGAUAUGAGGAAGGAAGGCGGAUGGGGUGGAAUUCCGUGUGUGAGGGGUGGGAAGGGGGGCGGGGACGAUGGAUGGGUUGGUGGGCUGAAUGGCCUUCUGAAGUUUAAUCACCCGUUUGGCGAGGAUGAGUAG
This is a messenger RNA of Morchella importuna, 1182 nucleotides long. RefSeq lists its product as uncharacterized. The record is from RefSeq and is a predicted model, not a curated record. Gene Ontology annotation, biological process: NAD+ metabolic process; NADP+ biosynthetic process. Bases 1 to 1182 code for a protein of 393 amino acids. Lineage: Eukaryota; Fungi; Ascomycota; Pezizomycetes; Pezizales; Morchellaceae. Gene Ontology annotation, molecular function: NAD+ kinase activity. The transcript is spliced from 6 exons.